This is a messenger RNA of Gloeophyllum trabeum ATCC 11539, 705 nucleotides long. Its product is annotated as Metallo-dependent phosphatase. Gene Ontology annotation, molecular function: hydrolase activity. The record is from RefSeq and is a predicted model, not a curated record. The transcript has 4 exons. NCBI's taxonomy places the organism in Eukaryota, Fungi, Basidiomycota, Agaricomycetes, Gloeophyllales, Gloeophyllaceae. Bases 1 to 705 code for a protein of 234 amino acids.
AUGACCUCGUCGGAGGCUACUGCGUUUGCUGAAUCGCUUAGAGUCUAUACUGAAUACGACGAGCACCUUCCUCACCCUGGUUCAUUCUGGACGCGGUUUGUCUGUAUCUCCGACACCCAUUCCCGUACUAGAUAUCCUGUUCCUCCUGGAGACGUCCUUCUCCAUGCCGGAGACUUGUGCCGCUAUGGCUCGCUCUCAGACCUGAAUACUACUCUGAACUGGCUGAAGGAAAUGCCCCAUCCACUGAAGAUGCUGGACGCAGGAAAUGAAACAGGUGAGCGGCCAUCGUGUCUUCAAGGCGCCUUGUCCGCUCAGUUACUGAUCCGAAGCACUCCCGUGAGUGAAGCUGGGAUACGCUACUUGCAACAUGAGUUCUUCGAAUUCGCCACGAGCAGUGGAAAGCGGUGGAAGGUGUACGGCAGUCCAGUGCACAUCUAUGCUCGUAUACCCUCUAACACUGACAUCUUGCUCACCCACACGCCGCCAUACCGGGUCUUGGACCGGACGCGCAAGGGCAAGCAUGCUGGCUGUCCCCGCUUAGCCGCGAGAAUAAAGACCCUGCCUGCGUGUAGAUUACACGUCUUCGGACAUAUUCAUGAAGCCCAUGGGGCUGUUGUCGCGAAAGACCCGACUACGACAGGUCGCGUGUCUGUUAACGCUGCGGUAGCGUCGGGAGGAAAAGCAAUCAUCGUCGAUAUGAAGUAA